Molecule: messenger RNA, 2205 nt
Organism: Lates calcarifer (barramundi perch)
Lineage: Eukaryota; Metazoa; Chordata; Actinopteri; Centropomidae
Product: ubiquitin carboxyl-terminal hydrolase 47
Exons: 12
Coding region: 150-1073 (307 amino acids)
Biological process (GO): protein deubiquitination
Cellular component (GO): nucleus; cytosol
Molecular function (GO): cysteine-type endopeptidase activity; cysteine-type deubiquitinase activity
Source: RefSeq, a predicted model, not a curated record
CCUGGGUUUAUAUUUGGUGAGAGUCCCGAUGAGUGUGUGUUUACUCUCUCCGUGUGUCGCGGUGUCUUCCUCCUUCAACCUGUCGCUGGUAUCGAAAGUGAAAGAUUGCAGGGCCGGAUCAACAUCAGAUAUGCUGCACGGACAUCACUAUGAAUCAUGACCGCGUAGAAAUAUUCAGGGAGAAACUAGACAACUUCACAAUCUCAGAUUACCAUGGUCUCAUCAGUCCAGGUCUUACAUGCUAUUUGAACAGCGUACUCCAAGUGUUUUUUAUGACUGAAGACUUCCGGGGUUCAAUAAAACGAUGCUGCAGUGAAGAUUCAGCAACCAUUGACACAGUCCUGAGAAAACUGUUUGAUGACUUAGAGAGAAGUUUGGCUGAAACUCAAAACAUCAUACAGACGCUGGGGAUCACAGAUGUGUAUGAGCAACAUGAUGCUGCAGAGUAUUUUGAGAAGAUCCUGUGUCUGACCAGUCCAGAGGCGGCCAAGGUAUUCAAAGGAGAGCUGAGUCAUAAAACCAAAUGUGCCGAGUGUAAAAAGGAAAACAACUUCAGGAGCUCUUUUUGGAUUCUGCCACUGGCAAUGGAAAAUUCAUAUCGUCAGACCUACAGCUUGAAGAGAGGAUUGGAGGCUUUCUUCAACAAAGAAAAAGUCUGCGGGGAAAACAAGAUGUUCUGCAACCAGUGCAAGAAAAAACAAGAUGCAGACAUUGACUGUGAGAUGACACAAAAUCCAGAGAUUCUGACUCUCCUGCUCAAGAGAUUUACCUUUGACUACAAGUGGGACUGCUACAUCAAGCUUCACUGUGAAGUUGAUGUGCCCCAAACUUUGCACAUAGAGAAUUGUGAGUACGACCUCUACGCUUUAGUCCACCACUUUGGUAACCUGUCAGGAGGUCAUUACACUGCAGAGAUCAAGUCUUUUGAAACUGGAGAGUGGUAUCACUUUAACGAUGACACUGUUGACAGGGUCAGACAGCCGUUAUUUACGUCUGGAAACAUCUCUGCAAAGUCCCGCACAGCAUACCUUCUUAUGUAUAGGAGGGUGAGCACCCAUCCGGAAAAAAACUGAUGAAAUCAGUGAGGAAGCUCAAUGCUCACAAGUAGAUGAAGGAGGUCAGGACGAGGCAGAGAGAGGAGAGGCUCCUGUUCCUCGUCAUCAACUGAAGGAGGAAAGAUGUCCUGGGGAUGAAAACUUGAAGCAUGUGAAUGGUGACGUGUUAAAUGAGAUGACUGAUGAUACGGACUCUGAAGAACUGGAGACACAACCAGACCAGACAGCAGCAUGUGUGACACCACAAGAAGACAUACAGCGUCAGACAAACACUGGAGCAGAUGGGGACAGUUUGCAAACACAAAAGUUAUAUUUUUCAAAGACUCAGACUUCAGGACAUCAUGAGCCAAACAGACAUCAUCUUAAUACAAACUCAGAGCAAAUUAAUUCCCAAAAGCAAAGCCUAAAAACUACAUGAUAUAACCUGGGACAGUACAGGACAGGACAGCACUGUUUGCAAUGAACAGAAAAAAAAACAAAACACAUGACUGAUAGAAGCUGUACAAGAAAUAGAGUCAUGAAUACAGAAAUUAAAGGUGUGAAAAAUACAAGGCCGUCAGUAGCAGAGGUGAGUGUUAAACAGAGAACUGAGGCUGAUGUCAGAGUAAGUGUGCGUGACUCCGCUGUGAAUUCAUUUCAUGUUUCCUCCAAUGGCUGCUCUCAGGCUUCAGUUCUACCCCGGACAAGGCGUUCUCACAGUAACUGUAGAAUGGAUGAAAGAAUGGAGUAUCGUUUGUCAUCCAGCCCCUGCAGAAGUUCAACCAACUCGAAGGGACACAAUGAGAAAAUGCAGCAAGUUGUGAUGAAAGCAGAAAAAGCUACAAGUCCAAGAAAGACAAAAAACACUAAAAAGAAUGAGGAGACAGUCAAACAAGAGCCAUGGAGGUGAUUAGAUAAAGAUCAUGUCUGUGUAUUAUUAUCAUGCAGCAGGACUCAUGCAGACCUUUUAUGUUGACACAAUUGUCUGUCUAUCAUGUUCUUAUUGACUGUGAAAGAUAAACUGACUGUGAUACAUCAUAUGUGACCUGGUGAUACUCAGUACACUAGGCCCAGAAUAAAAACAGUCCCCUGCCCCACUUAGAGACAUGCAGGUGACUGGAAUCUAUAUUUAUGAAGAACCAUGCUGACAUUGUAUUAAAGGGACUAAAAC